AUGUUGCCAAGGACGCUUCAUUUUGUUUGCCCUGCCUGGGGCCUCCGCCUCUGCAACCUGGCCCAGCUCUUGGAUUCCUACAGCCUUGUGACAAGCCCCAAGCUUCCAGAAAUGAGCUCCCUGGGGAUCCGGAGUUCCCAGAAGACAUGGGGCAAGAGGCUGGGAUCCCAAAUCCAGAUAUUUCUUCCAAGAGAGAAAGAGAAGAAGAGAGGCCAGAUCAGGCUCUGGGGCCAGCAGACAAUGCAACAUGAUCCCCAUUUGGCUGGCCAUGGGGUCAAGGCCCACCUGGCCCAGAGUCUAGGCCAGAUUUACCAAAAUGUCCUCAUGAGCUCAGCAUCCAGGAAGCUUGGGGAAGGCCAGCUGGACCCCCAAGACAGAGAUGAGAGUCAGUGGCUGUCCAAUCACUGCAUGAAGAUGGGUGAUGCCUAUGUCAUUGUGUACUCGGUCACCGACAAAGUGAGUUUUGAGAAGGCCUCGGAGCUGCGCAUUCAGCUACGGCGCGCCCGCCAAUCAGAGGACAUCCCCAUCAUCCUUGUGGGCAACAAGAGCGACCUGGUGCGUUCCCGGGAAGUCUCCGUGGACGAGGGCCGGGCCUGUGCCGUGGUGUUUGACUGCAAGUUCAUCGAGACAUCGGCUGCCCUUCACCACAACGUCCAGGACUUGUUUGAGGGCAUCGUCCGGCAGAUCCGGCUCCGGAAGGACAGCAAAGAAGACAACGCCCGGAGGAUGGCCAACACCAAGAGGCGAGAGAGCAUCGGCAAGAAGGCAAAGCGCUUCCUGGGCCGGAUUGUGGCCAAGAACAACAAAAAGAUGGCUUUCAAGGCCAAAUCCAAGUCCUGCCAUGAUCUCUCUGUGCUCUAGGCAGAGCUCCUGGGGGGAGGGGGGAAGGGGAGCACCCCAAGGGGUGGCACCGAGGGAUUCUUGAUAGGCACAGGGCCCCUAUCCAUGCUAUAGUGGAAUGAGCGCUAGAUUCGGAGUCCCAGGACCUAGGACUGUGCCACUAACUAUGUGAUCUCGGACAAGUUACUACCCCAGUUUGGGACUUGGUUUCUUCAUCUACAAAAUGAGGGAAUUGGACAAUUCAAUAGCUUGAAAUCCACGAUGCCUUAAGAUUCAGUGAUGAUUCUGGGAAGGAGGCUGGAGGCUGAAAGCAGCUGGAGCUCCAGCCUUGGCCCUUGGGGGGCCUCCUCCCAGCCAAGGGGCCUCACCCCUAUGGCCUGGCUGGAGCUCUGGGUGCUCCGGUGGCUUAUCGGACGUGACUGCCCCGCCGCCAGUCAUCCCUUGAAAGAGGCCCCAGGACCUGGGUACGCAGGCCCGUACUUGUUUCAGACCCCUGUGGGGACAGUCGAAACCACAUCCCAGUGGGAGAAAAGGAAUGGGGAGGGAGGGGGCGAUUUGGUUGAAUAUUUUAUGCAGUAAGUUAAUAUUGCACUUACAUUUAAGUUGUUGGAUGAAUUUGUAAUUUGUUUAC
This is a messenger RNA of Gracilinanus agilis (Agile Gracile Mouse Opossum), 1471 nucleotides long. It is a transcript of the gene RRAD, whose product is annotated as RRAD, Ras related glycolysis inhibitor and calcium channel regulator. NCBI's taxonomy places the organism in Eukaryota, Metazoa, Chordata, Mammalia, Didelphimorphia, Didelphidae. Gene Ontology annotation, molecular function: calcium channel regulator activity; GTPase activity; GTP binding. The record is from RefSeq and is a predicted model, not a curated record. The transcript has 4 exons. Bases 1 to 861 code for a protein of 286 amino acids. Gene Ontology annotation, cellular component: plasma membrane.